Messenger RNA from Syzygium oleosum, 2108 nucleotides. RefSeq names its product D-lactate dehydrogenase [cytochrome], mitochondrial. The transcript is spliced from 18 exons. The record is from RefSeq and is a predicted model, not a curated record. Gene Ontology annotation, molecular function: D-lactate dehydrogenase (NAD+) activity; D-lactate dehydrogenase (cytochrome) activity; FAD binding. Lineage: Eukaryota; Viridiplantae; Streptophyta; Magnoliopsida; Myrtales; Myrtaceae. Gene Ontology annotation, biological process: lactate catabolic process. Gene Ontology annotation, cellular component: mitochondrion. The coding region runs from base 246 to 1985 and encodes 579 amino acids.
UUCAACGACCUGGGAGAGAGAAGAAAACACUGAACAGUCGACGAAGCAAAAUUCUCCACGUAAAGAUUCGAUUUUUUUUGGGUCCAGUUCGCUCGCUCCAGUCCUCCAAAGCGCCUUCCUUCCUUUCUUCCAUGAACUUGCUACUUCCAGUGUGACUUGACCCCCCUUUGAGCUCCCAUUUCUCCUCCCAAAUCUCGCGAUUCUUCGCCGCCGCCGCCGCCGCCGUUGUCUUCUUCGUCGUCGUCAUGGCCUUCAAUUCCUGGUUCAGCCGCUUGAUGCGCGCCUCUUCGUCUUCCAGGGCCGUCCUCGACGGUUUCCGCGGCCCCGCGCUUUCCCGGGGCCGUCAUCCGUGUACGGCCCGGAGGGCGCUCGCGGCGACCGCUGCCGGGCCCGGCGGAAGCGGAAGCGACGACCGUCGGUUCUGGCUGUGGUCGAGCGCCUUGGUCCCGCUCGCGGUCGCGGCGUCGGCCGGAUCACUCGCUCUUCGGUCCUCUCCGGAGCCGUCGCUCUGCGAGGCUCCCGUUCUCGAUGCUGGAGGUGUCAAGGUCGGGGGCAAAGGCAGCACGGCAUAUCUGGUGAAAGGCUCUCAUAAGGAGGUUCCACAAGAGCUCAUUGACGAACUUGUGGCCAUCUGUGGGGAAAACGUGACAAUGGAUUAUGAAGAGAGGUUUUUUCAUGGAAAGCCUCAAAACAGUUUUCACAAAGCAGUGAAUAUUCCUGAUGUUGUUGUUUUUCCCAGGUGUGAGGAGGAAGUCUCCAAGAUCGUCAAAUCUUGCAACGAACACAAGGUUCCGAUCGUGCCAUAUGGUGGAGCUACGUCAAUUGAAGGUCACACAUUAUCCCCCAAUGGUGGUGUUUGCAUUGAUAUGACAUUGAUGAAAAGGGUCAAAGUAUUGCAUGUUGAGGACAUGGAUGUUGUUGUUGAGCCUGGCAUUGGUUGGAUGGAGCUUAAUGAGUAUUUAGAACCUUAUGGCUUAUUCUUUCCUCUGGAUCCAGGUCCUGGCGCAACUAUCGGGGGUAUGUGUGCUACUCGUUGCUCGGGUUCUCUGGCUGUGAGGUAUGGAACUAUGCGUGACAAUGUUAUCAGCCUUAAGGUAGUUCUGGCCAACGGAGAUGUUGUAAAGACUGCUUCUAGGGCUCGAAAAAGUGCUGCAGGGUAUGAUUUGACCCGCCUGGUUAUUGGGAGUGAAGGAACUUUGGGUGUCAUAACAGAAGUCACCCUACGACUUCAGAAACUUCCACAGCAUUCAGUGGUUGCAAUGUGUAACUUCCCCUCUGUGAAAGAUGCAGCAGACGUUGCUAUUGCCACUAUGCACUCGGGCAUACAGGUAUCAAGGGUUGAGUUAUUGGAUGAGGUCCAAAUCAAGGCUGUUAAUCUUGCUAAUGGGAAGAAUUUGCCUGAACUCCCCACAUUGAUGUUUGAAUUUAUUGGCACAGAGGCUUAUUCACUCGAGCAAACAAAUAUUGUCCAGAAGAUUGUUUCUGAGCACAACGGCUCGGACUUUGUUUUUGCAAAGGAUCUUGAAGCCAAGAAGGAACUUUGGAAGAUAAGAAAGGAAGCUCUAUGGGCUUGCUUUGCUAUGGAACCCACUUUCGAGGCUAUGAUUACGGAUGUUUGCGUUCCUUUGUCAUAUCUUGCCGAACUAAUAACAAGGUCCAAACAAGAGCUGGAUGCAUCACAACUUACCUGCACUGUAGUUGCUCAUGCCGGUGAUGGAAACUUCCACACUGUUGUUUUGUUUGACCCUAGUGAAGAUGAUCAGCGGCAGGAAGCAGAGAGAUUGAACCAUCUCAUGGUCCACACGGCCUUGUCAAUGGAAGGGACAUGCACUGGUGAGCAUGGUGUUGGCACAGGGAAGAUGAAGUAUCUCGAAGAGGAACUCGGGAUGGAGGCUCUGAGGACCAUGAAGAAAAUAAAACAAGCUGUGGAUCCAAACAACAUCAUGAACCCAGGAAAGCUGAUUCCUCCCCAUGUAUGCUUUUGAAACCUUUUCAAAUAAACAUUAUGUAUCGUUAAAGUAUAUGAGUUAUCGAUGUAUGCAUAGAAAAUUGAUGUCGUGUCAUCUUGUUGACGAAAAUGAUAAUACAUCCUGCUCUCCUCCUUCUAA